CGUCCUCGCAAAUUACAAUUAUACCGGCUCAACUACGAAAGUGUUUUUAAUUUUUUUUUAGGGCGUUUGUUUUCAUUUUUUUUUUUUUUUUUAAAUUUGAUAAAUUACUGUAUCGCUUAUUAUAUCGGCUUGUUAAAUACAUUUAGGUAUUAAAAUGUCAUUCAACAACAUUUUUUUAUUUUUAUUUGUCAUUUCGGCCGGUAAAGUGCUUUCGGAAUUACCACCUGGAAUAACACCAUGUUCUCGAUCGGAUCCACCGGAUGACUAUGACAAAUGUGUCCUUCAGCAAUUAAUGAUACUUACGCCACAACUUAUCAAAGGAAUUCCUUCAUUAAAGUUACCACCUCUGGAUCCGCUAUCUUUACCAUCAUUAGUCGUUGACCGCAAUCUCGAUGCUAUUAGAGUCAAAGCUAAUUUAACAAACGUACGAGUUUAUGGUGCUAGUAAUUAUGAGAUCGAUGAACUCAGAGCAAAGCCUAAUGAUUUGGCUGUAUUUUUGAGAGUACGAAUUCCUUACAUACACGUUAAAGGAAAUUAUGAUGUCAAGGGUAACCUUUUAUUAUUAACACUCAAUGGCAAUGGAGCUUUUCGAGGCAAUUUUACAAACACUCAAGUUCGUGUAAGUGCUCAAGGUAAAGAAAUCGUCGACAAAAAUCAAGUUAAAAGAAUCGAGCUCAGUAAAUUAGUGACUAAAUUACGCAUUGGUGAUGGAAAUAUAAAACUGAAAGCACCUCCGACGCAAGUUCUUACAGCGGAUGCAGCUACUUCGUUCUUUAAUUCAAAUCCAAGACUUGUAUUGGAUAUAAUUAAUCCAAUAAUCGAAGAAACAUCAGCAUCUAUUGGUAAAGCAUUAGCUGCAAGAGCACUCGGUGCUCUGUCUAAGGAUGAAAUUUUACCGUAA
Messenger RNA from Microplitis mediator, 901 nucleotides. RefSeq lists its product as uncharacterized. Bases 155 to 901 code for a protein of 248 amino acids. The transcript is spliced from 4 exons. The record is from RefSeq and is a predicted model, not a curated record. NCBI's taxonomy places the organism in Eukaryota, Metazoa, Arthropoda, Insecta, Hymenoptera, Braconidae.